AUGUUAGCUGCAGCAUUAGGUGGCCAGGAACCCUCACUCCUGCCAUUCUCACUUCUGCUCCUGGCUUUCUGGGAGGCAGGGAGCGGCCAGGUCCACUACUCGGUCCUGGAGGAGGCCAAACACGGCACCUUCGUGGGCCGCAUCGCCCAGGACCUGGGGCUGGAGCUGGCGGAGCUGGUGCCGCGCCGGUUCCGGGUGGCGUCCAAAGAGCGCGGGGACCUUCUGGAGGUGAAUCUGCAGAAUGGCAUUUUGUUUGUGAAUUCUCGGAUCGACCGGGAGGAGCUGUGCGGGCGGAGCUUGGAGUGCAGCCUGCACCUGGAGGUGAUCGUGGACAGGCCGCUGCAGGUUUUCCAUGUGGAGGUGGAGGUGAGGGACAUCAAUGACAAUACGCCCGUAUUCCCUGAGACUCAAAAGAAUCUGUUUAUUUCCGAAACUAGGGCUCUUGACUCUCGUUUUUCAUUGGAGGGUGCCUCCGAUGCAGAUACUGGGGCGAAUGCUCUGUUGACUUACCGACUGAGCCCCAGUGAAUAUUUCUCGCUGGAAAUACCGACCAAUGAUGAACACGUAAAACCUCUGGAACUAGUAUUAAGAAAACCUUUAGAUAGGGAGGUCACAUCGGAGUUUCUCUUGAUACUCAAAGCAACUGAUGGGGGCAAACCUGAGCUGACAGGCACAGUUGAGCUACAUAUCACAGUACUGGAUGUAAAUGACAAUGCACCUAUGUUUGACAAAGCAGUUCAUCGUGUAAAAUUACAGGAAAAUGCAAGAAAUGGUACACUAGUUAUUAGACUUAAUGCUUCAGAUCUAGAUGAUAGCUCAAACAGUGACAUUCUUUAUUCCUUUGCAACUGGUGUCUCCUCUAAUAUUAAAACAUUUUUCUACAUAGAUUCAGCAAGUGGAGAAAUAAUACUAACUGGGAGAAUAGACUUUGAGGAAACUAAACUAUGGAAACUUCAAGUCGAAGCUGUUGACAAAGGUAGCCCUCCAAUGUUUGGUCACUGUACAGUCUUAAUAGAAGUCUUGGACAUGAACGAUAAUGCUCCAGAGCUGCAAGUUACAUCACCGACACUCUCUGUUCCAGAGGACACUUCACUAGGGACAGUCAUCGCGCUCGUUAGUGUAACGGACCGAGAUUCAGGAGCCAACGGGCAGGUGACCUGCUCCCUGUCGCCGCACGCGCCCUUCAAGCUGGUGUCCACCUUCAAGAAUUACUACUCGCUGGUGCUGGACGGCGCCCUGGACCGCGAGAGCGUGGAGCGCUACGCCGUGGUGGUGACGGCGCGCGACGGCGGGGCGCCCGCGCUGUCGACCACGGCGAGCGUGCGCGUGGAGGUGGCGGACGUGAACGACAACGCGCCGGCCUUCGCGCAGGCCGAGCACACGGUGUUCGUGAGGGAGAACAACGCGCCCGGCUGCCACAUCUUCACGGUGUCGGCGCGCGACGCGGACGCGGGGGAGAACGCGCGCGUGUCGUACUCGCUGGUGGAGCGGCGCGUGGGCGAGCGCGCGCUGUCGAGCUACGUGUCGGUGCACGCGGAGAGCGGGCGCGUGCACGCGCUGCAGCCGCUGGACCGCGAGGAGCUGGAGCUGCUGACGGUGCAGGUGAGCGCGCGCGACGGGGGCGCGCCGCCGCUGGGCAGCAACGUGACGCUGCAGGUGUUCGUGCUGGACGAGAACGACAACGCGCCCGCGCUGCUGGCGGCCGGCGGCGGCCUCGGCGGCGGCGGCGGCCCGGGCGCGCUCAGCCCCAGCUCGCUGGUGGCGCGCGGCCUGGGCGCCGGCCAGGUGGUGGCCAAGGUGCGCGCGGUGGACGCCGACUCGGGCUACAACGCCUGGCUGUCGUACGAGCUGGCGCCCGAGGCGGGCGCGGCGCGCAGCCCGUUCCGCGUGGGGCUCUACACGGGCGAGGUGAGCACGGCGCGCGCCCUGGACGAGGCGGACGCGGCGCGCCAGCGCCUGCUGGUGCUGGUCAGGGACCACGGCGAGCCGGCGCUCACGGCCACCGCCACGCUGCUGCUGUCGCUGGUGGACGGCGGCCAGGCGCCCAAGGCGUCGUCGCGGGCCGCGGCGGAGGGCGCGGCGGGCGCGCGGGCGGCGCUGGUGGACGUGAACGUCUACCUGAUCGUGGCCAUCUGCGCCGUGUCCAGCCUGCUGGUGCUCACGCUGCUGCUGUACGCGGCGCUGCGCUGCUCGGCGCCGCCCAGCCAGGGCGCGUGCGCGGCGGGCAAGCCGGUGCUGGUGUGCUCCAGCGCGGUGGGCAGCUGGUCCUACUCGCAGCAGAGGAGGCAGAGGGUGUGCUCGGGGGAGGGGCCGCCCAAGGCCGACCUCAUGGCCUUCAGCCCUAGUGUUCCCCCUGUUUUGAGUUCUGGAGAGAAUGGAGAGCAACUGGACAUUUCUGGCACUGUAAGUACAGCGAUUCAGUGA
Molecule: messenger RNA, 2424 nt
Organism: Erinaceus europaeus (western European hedgehog)
Lineage: Eukaryota; Metazoa; Chordata; Mammalia; Eulipotyphla; Erinaceidae
Product: protocadherin alpha-10-like
Exons: 1
Coding region: 1-2424 (807 amino acids)
Biological process (GO): homophilic cell-cell adhesion
Cellular component (GO): plasma membrane
Molecular function (GO): calcium ion binding
Source: RefSeq, a predicted model, not a curated record